This is a messenger RNA of Somion occarium, 2081 nucleotides long. NCBI's taxonomy places the organism in Eukaryota, Fungi, Basidiomycota, Agaricomycetes, Polyporales, Cerrenaceae. The record is from the annotation of a GenBank genome assembly.
GAAGCUCGAUGUUCAACACUGAUUCCUAAAAGGCUGGAAGGAAUGAUGAUACUCUAUGAUCAUCCUCUACGGGGUUAACCUCCCGAGGAGUGCUCUCUAUACUUUACUUUUUGUGUUCGUUCACGGUGAACGCCGGAUCUCUUCCUGAGAAUGUGAUUUUUGUCUUCGGCCCAUGACUUUACCCUGUGCGGAACUGUAGAACUCUCCUUGUCUAAUCCUACAGAGUUACUCGAACUUGCUACGCUGGACCAUGCUAGAUCUGUCGAAACUUACUUCAUAUCCGCCUCCAGUGAGCUUUGGUCCAGUUGCUGACGUCAAAGUUCGGCCGCUUCUGCCUCUCUCUACACCUCCGGCACCUGUCACGCUCCCCUCACUACCUCCAUCUCCUCGUUCAUGUACUCUGGGACCUAGUUGGACCAUUUCAACACAUUUGAUUCCUGCUGCAUAUCCACGUACAACUCCUGACAUUGAUAUUGCUCCGCCAGUGUUCUCGCCUAACAAAGAGAAAUGGAAGCAACACGUAGCGGAUACUACGAAUGAACUAUCACAGCUGAAGCGGAAACAAGCGAACGGCGAGUUAGAUGGUCUCAAGAAGAGCGAAAAGUUAUUGUGGUGUGUAGCUGAUCGAUAUGUCAGAAAGGAUAGGAAAUCGGAGAAUGUGGGAGGAGCUAGUAAAGGAGUGUCCUUGUUCUUUGCUCAUGCAAAUGGCUUUAACAAGGAGAUUUGGGAACCCACCCUACAAUAUCUCCUGAACUCCAUUAAUACGGUUGACAUAGUUGAGAUCUGGCUAUGGCAAGCUAUAAACCAUGGAGAUGCAGCGUUGAUCAACGCAUCUAAUCUCUGCGGAAUAUAUGAUUGGGUGGACAAUGCGCGCGAUAUCUUACAUUUCCUUCUCUAUUACAUGCCAUCGUCGACAGUAGACGUUCCACCAGCGCAUCUCACUCGUCUUACUGAAAGUGUUGCGCGUUCACGGAAGACCUUUGGCUUCCAAACACGUCAACUUGUUGCUGUAGGUCACUCUUUCGGAGGCUGUUCCGUUGCUCUGGCGGCCAUUAACCAUCCAGCUCUCUUCUCUUCGAUUAUUUUCGUAGAUCCUAUGAUCCGUGUUCUCAGACCAGAUCAACCCCUCGCCAGUAGCGCAGUUUACAAGAACGUCUCUGGCGCAAUCUCUCGUAGAGCACAUUGGUCUUCUCGGGAUGAAGCUCGUCGUCUCUUCUUGAAGUCGCCGUUCUUCCAGGCGUGGGAUCGUGCAGUUCUCGAUGCUUAUAUUGACUAUGGGCUGACUGAAGAUGAGCAGUCGGGUGGGGUAAAGCUGAAGAUGCCUGGUUUCCAAGAAGCCGUUGUGUUCGCAGAAUCUUUGACCUGUUACGAAACAUGGCUAUUACUGGACCAACUGCACGAGAACAUUGAACUUAGGUGGAUCAUGCCUGGCAAAGUUCCUCCCGAGGAGCUUGUUGAGAAGCAGGAACUCGUUUGGAAACGUCCGAAGAAUUCAAGCAAUGUCCUCAUUCACUCAGCUGGGCACCUCAUUUCUCAUGAGGCACCAAAGAAACUUGCUCUAGAAAUUUCUUCAUUCCUGGAACGUAAAUACGGCGUCCCUUCACCCUCUAGCCGUCUAUAAGCUAUAAAUCCAUAUGUUCACGACGUCUUGACGUCCGGACCUUACGCAAAUAUCAUAUUUGCCGUCUACGAAUGGCUGUCCGCUCUUAACGAUGCAAGCUCAAGACUAAGGUUAUUUAAAGUUAUGUUAAUUUCACUCUUGGCGGGAGUCGGCUGUGUGACUGCGCAAGUCGUCGCCAAUAACCAAUAGGUACUUCUCCUGAAUGUUCAGGAUCCUUAUUGGUCUAUUCAGGAAGAUGCUGUGUAUCGUUCGGGGCAUUAUGGGAGAGUAAAGCCGAACGUCGUAAGGUGGUUUUACUGACUUGGCGCCCCUUGAUACGAUAUUCGCAAUGUCAUUGUUCGCUCGACGCACACCUCUAAGCAGACAAUACAUUGCCUUGUAUUGUAGUAGCCUCAGUGUCCAUGAUUCGCAACGGAGGUAGAGUUAGCUACAAGGAUUAAACAAAAGGGUGAAACUGUCU